Molecule: messenger RNA, 939 nt
Organism: Rangifer tarandus platyrhynchus (Svalbard reindeer)
Lineage: Eukaryota; Metazoa; Chordata; Mammalia; Artiodactyla; Cervidae
Source: the annotation of a GenBank genome assembly
AUGGAACAGGAAAAUCACACACAGUUUUCAGGAUUUCUUCUCCUUGGACUGUCAGAUGAGGCAGAGUUGCAGCCUCUCCUCUUUUGGCUUUUCCUCUCCAUGUACCUGAUAACCAUUUCUGGAAACCUGCUCAUCAUGCUGACCACCAUCUAUGACUCCCACCUCCACACACCCAUGUACUUCUUCCUCUCCAAUCUGUCUUUUUCAGACAUCUGUUUCACCUCUACCACCAUCCCAAAGAUGCUGCUGAAUCUCUACAUCCAGAACAAAGGCAUCACCUAUGAAGGCUGCCUCACUCAGCUGUAUUUUUUUAUCCUUUUUGCAGAACUGGACAUUUUCCUCCUUUCUGCAAUGGCCUAUGACCGAUUCGUAGCUAUCUGCCAUCCACUGCACUACACAACCAAGAUGAACCCCCAGCUCUGUGUCUUGCUAUUGCUGGCAUCUUGGAUAUUGAGUGUCCUGGACUCUUUGCUACGUGGUUUGCUGGUGUUUCGGCUGUCCUUUUGCACUGACUUGGAGAUCCCCCAUUUCUUCUGUGAAAUCAAUCAGGUUAUUCAACUUGCCUGUUCUGACAAUCUUCUCAAUAUCAUAGAGAUGUAUUUUGCCACUGUGCUCAUGGGCAUUAUUCCCCUCUCUGGUAUUGUUGUUUCUUAUUCUCGGAUUGUCUCCUCCGUACUGAGGAUUACAUCAGCAAGAGGGAAGUACAAGGCAUUUUCCACCUGUGGGUCUCAUCUUUCAGUUGUUUGCUUAUUUUAUGGCACAGGUCUUGGGGUGUACCUCAGCUCUGCCACUACCCAAAAUUCCAGAACCAGUGCAAUAGCCUCUGUGAUGUACACUGUGGUCACGCCAAUGCUGAAUCCAUUUAUUUACUCUCUAAGGAACAAGGACAUAAAAGGGGCUCUGAAAAGUCUUGUCAGCACUGUCACUUUCAAUGAGUGA